Molecule: messenger RNA, 2693 nt
Organism: Callorhinus ursinus (northern fur seal)
Lineage: Eukaryota; Metazoa; Chordata; Mammalia; Carnivora; Otariidae
Gene: BAMBI
Product: BMP and activin membrane bound inhibitor
Biological process (GO): transforming growth factor beta receptor signaling pathway; positive regulation of canonical Wnt signaling pathway; negative regulation of transforming growth factor beta receptor signaling pathway
Molecular function (GO): frizzled binding
Source: RefSeq, a predicted model, not a curated record
GGCAGGAGCUCGGUGCUGGCGGUCUCUGCGCGCGCUCGGGGAGCUUCUCCCUUCGCAGAGUGGCCCGGCUGAGGGGGAACGAGGCCGGUAGCCCACCCGGGGCCGCGGCGCCGAACGGAGCGAAGGAGCCCGGUGGCCGCAGAGGCGGACCGCGAAAGUCCUCUGGGCUCCUCGGCGCCCCUCCAGCCGCGCUCCAUGCUCCGGCCGCGGCCCGGCCCCUCGCCCGGUCGCUGACGGCGCCCGCCGCCCCGGGGAGCCCCCAUGCCCUGCGCGCUCCGGGAGCCGUAGGCUGCAGUUGCGCCGCGGCUCCGGGAGCCGGCGGGGGCGCCGCGGCCGUGGGGGGCGUCAAUGGAUCGCCAUUCCAGCUACAUCUUCAUCUGGCUGCAGCUCGAACUCUGCGCCAUGGCCGUGCUGCUCACCAAAGGUGAAAUCAGAUGCUACUGUGAUGCUGCCCACUGCGUGGCAACUGGCUAUAUGUGUAAGUCGGAGCUGAGCGCCUGCUUCUCUAGGCUUCUUGAUCCUCAGAACACAAACUCCCCGCUCACCCAUGGCUGCCUGGAUUCUCUCGCAAGCACAGCAGACAUUUGCCAAGCCACACAGGCCCGAAACCACUCUGGCACCACCAUGCCCACAUUGGAAUGCUGUCACGAAGAUAUGUGCAAUUACCGAGGGCUGCACGAUGUGCUCGCCCCUCCCAAGGGGGAGGCCUCAGGACAAGGAAACCGCCAUCAGCUCGACGGCAGCAGGAACCUCAUCACCAAAGUUCAGGAGCUGACUUCCUCCAAAGAGCUGUGGUUCCGGGCAGCCGUGAUCGCCGUGCCCAUCGCCGGCGGCCUGAUCCUGGUAUUGCUGAUCAUGCUGGCCUUGAGGAUGCUCCGAAGUGAGAACAAGAGACUGCAGGAUCAGCGGCAGCAGAUGCUGUCCCGUUUGCACUACAGCUUCCAUGGACACCAUUCCAAAAAGGGGCAGGUAGCCAAGUUAGACUUGGAGUGCAUGGUGCCAGUAAGCGGCCAUGAGAACUGCUGUGUGACCUGUGACAAGAUGAGACAAGCGGACCUCAGCAACGAGAAGAUCCUCUCGCUCGUCCACUGGGGCAUGUACAGUGGGCACGGGAAGCUGGAGUUCGUAUGACGGGGGCUGACCCCGAACCGAAGUUUGUGGGCGCUGGAAGGCUUGGGGUUCUGCUGGACAGGAGCACUUUAUCUGAAGAAAAACGAACUCACGGACUCACCUUCGAGAGACAGAACGACCUCUGCAAACAGAAUCUUGGCUAUUUCUUCUGAAGGAUUAUUUGCACAGACUCUUUAAAUACGGUCAAAUGUAUUAUUUGCUUUAAAAAUGAUAAGAAGCAACGAGAAGACUACGUACACACUGUUACCAGGGUUAUUUGCAUCUGAGCGAGCUGAAAUCGAGUACCUAAAUAAACUAAAAUGUGCUCUGUGUAAGCUCCAACAUCUUGAUUUAUUGUAAAGAUUUAAAAAUAUAUAUAUAUAUAUUUUGUCUGAAAUUUAGCGGUGUCUUGUCAUAAAUUAAAAACUAAGUGGGACGCAUAAGAAACUAAAUGUUAAUUAUACAAAUGAAGAUCUGUUGUCGCUCAUAGUAAGGGCUCAACUGUAGGAUUUGGCUUGAUUUUUUUUGUUUUUGUUUUUGUUUUUUGUUUUUAAACAAGACCAAGAUCUUGUUUAUCCUUACAUGCAUAUUUGUAGUUUUCUUACAGUGUGGAGAAUUUCUAAAUGUGUCCUGCUCAUCGUUCAGUGUCUUACCCACAUGUUUUUGUUAGGUGAAAGCUAAAAACCAGGAUUAUUCUAAGAGAAAUCUUAAACUUUAUACUAGGUCGGAUGUGAUGGAUCAGUGUCUAGAGCUGCCUUAUGAGCAAAGGUAAUAAUUCAUCAACUUAAUCCAGUUGCUCUGAAAUGCUUUUUAAAAUGUGUCUACCUCCAACCAAAAAAGAAAAACCAAACCAAACCUGCUAAACGAAACUUCCUCUCGUAGUUCAAGUUAGUCACUGUCUACUUUUACUGUUGAUUAAUUUAUCAGUUGACUUUGUCUCAGACCAGAUUAAAUGUUUUGGAUCCCAGAUUAGCCAAACUUGAUCCUAUCAUGCUCCUAGUUUUCAAACUUUCCUUCACGCAUUUUUUUUCUUCUCAAUGUUUAGAAAGGGUUUCAAUAGUGAAGAUUAUUUGUAUCAACUGAGAUUUAAAGAACACUAGGGCCCCCUGCUCUCCACAUUGACUUCAGUCACUGAUUAAGUAACAGUGUUUUCACUCCUGCAGGACCUUCUGUCUGGCAACACUGCUCAGCCUGAACUUAAACCCAUGCCACAUUUGUGUGCUUUCCCCCCCAAAUAGGUCUUUGUUAUCCUAAACGUGAGACGCAUUUGCCAUGUAGGAUUCUUUUUUUUUUCCUCCCAAUUCUUUUGUAUAUUUGAAACUUCUGCUUAAAAAUGAACCUCUCGUCUGCAUAUUUGAGUAUGGGGUUUUCUUUUACGAGUGUUAAAGGAUUGUGUGUGUGCAUAUUUGGGGGAUUAUUUUAUGAUAAGCAUGAUUUGGGUCACUUAAGACAGAUGCAGUCGCCAAGGUCAUGGAAGAAUCCGAGUCGAAAUGAUUAGUCUAAAAACGAGUACCUAGAUUAUUUAAUAAUUAAUAGGCCACAGCCCCGUACAAAGUAGGCUAUGGAAUAAAUACACAUUUUAA